AUGCCAUCCAAAGACGUUUACACGCGUUUAUUCGAACGAGACACAGUGAAUUCGUUAGUUCGACGUAAUUGUAGCAAGAGAAUGUGUCAAGAUUCAUUGGACUUGGUACUAUCUUCUGUUUAUAAUCAUGAAAAAGAUUUAUUUGUUAGCAAAUUUGACACAUUAUUGCAACUCGAAAAUGCCAAAUACAAUCCAAUCAAAGAAAAAUUGUAUAUGGAAAAACUUGCGGCUCAAAGAAACGAUAUUCAUCAUCCUCUUGUUAUGGGUGGAAUAACGGAAAGAAAAUCUCCGCAUAGUAUAAAAUUGAUCUGUUGCGGUCAACAUACGCCAACCACAAAUCCAGGAUACUCCAGACAACCACUCGAUGGAAACAUUUUCAAAUAUUGAUACUAUUUAUUUAUUUAAUUGAAUAUCGAAAAGGAGAGGCGUCUUCAUGUAUAACAGCCUCUGGCUACAAAAAUUAUGUACUGGGUAUGUCUUGAUAGUCAUAUCCCACCAUUGACUGCAUUUAAUAUGCGGCCAACGAUGCACUAUGAAUAAAAGUAAAGUGAGUACCCUUU
Messenger RNA from Contarinia nasturtii (swede midge), 560 nucleotides. RefSeq lists its product as uncharacterized. The record is from RefSeq and is a predicted model, not a curated record. The transcript has 2 exons. Lineage: Eukaryota; Metazoa; Arthropoda; Insecta; Diptera; Cecidomyiidae. The coding region runs from base 1 to 387 and encodes 128 amino acids.